This is a messenger RNA of Cyclospora cayetanensis, 657 nucleotides long. RefSeq lists its product as uncharacterized. Lineage: Eukaryota; Apicomplexa; Conoidasida; Eucoccidiorida; Eimeriidae. The transcript is spliced from 3 exons. The record is from RefSeq and is a predicted model, not a curated record.
AUGGAGGAGGCACAGCAGUGCAACAGUUUGUGUACCCCCAGCAAUAUCAGCAGCAGCACCACCACCACAAUCCCCAGCUGCAGCAGUAGCCUUGAUAGUAGCAGCUGCGACGCCGCACAGGGGUUGUUCACAGUGGAGAGAGAUACCCUUGAGGGUUUAGGAAAAGGGGGGGAACCUCUCAAACUGCUCAUUGUGGUCUGCAAGGGCCUCUUCUUUGUUUGGGUUGGAGAAACACCUCCAACUCUCUCAGAAUUAGCGAUGGCUAUCGUUCCAGAGAACCAGGUAAGCCGUAAUCCCUUAUCAUCGCAAACCCCAAGCUGUAUGUCUGCAUUUCCAUUUCAGGCCGUAAUCCACAGGCGUGCGCUGCUGGCUCAGGUCACUGCCUUUUCUUCCGUCCUGUUUUCCUCCUCGGUUAACGGUGUGAGCGAAGCCCUUGCAUCCAAACUAAGUGCAAGUGUGGGAUGGCCUGUUGUGCUGUCGAUAUCUACCGAUAUCCCGCCAGAGGGCUUCCUUCAACUGCAGCAGUCUCUGAAACAGCGACUUUUGCAACUCAAGGAAAAGCAACAAUAGGAAGUCUGCACACUAGCGCCUAGGGUAGAAAUCCAAGUGGAUGCCUGUCAAACAUUGUCGACAAAAGGCAUUCUUGGAGGUUCCUAA